CGCGUGACCGAUAGCGGACGGAGCGUCAGGCGGUGGCUGUGCCGCUGUGGGCGCCGCCGGGGCGGGCGAGUCCCCUGUUCUCGGCCAGUGGCGCCUCAGAGCAGCCCUCUGACAAGCGGACCCCGGAAGAAGGAAUAUCACAGAAGCAAUGUGUCCUCUGAGCGUCACAUCCAGGAGGCACAUGAAGGAGCAAUAAUGCUGCCCAAACCUGGGAUCUAUUUCUUCCCCUGGGAGGUCAGUGCUGGCCAAGUUCCUGAUGGGAACACACUGAGGACAUUUGGCAGGUUGUGCAGCUACGACAUGACCCAGUCCCAAGUAACCCUGAUGGCUCAACUCAGAUCUGACCAGUACCCGAUCCUCGUUUGUACCAAGUUGGUGGAACCGUUCCAAGCCCAGCUGGGCUCCCUCUACACCGUCCUUGGGGAACUGGAGCACCAGAAGGACGGAAGCUGCGUGGUGAAGGCCCGGGUGCUGACGUGUGUGGAAGGAAUGAACCUCCCCUUGUUAGAACAAGCCAUCCGGGAGCAGAGGCUGUACCAGCAAGAGAGGGAUAGCGGCCAGUAGGGAGCAAGCCAGGAGCUCCUGGCAAUGCUGCUUUCCCGCCGGCCAGACGCUGGAGCUGCUGCAGAGAAGAUGCAGGAGCAUCCCCCGACUGACAGCCUUUGUCUGGAGAGACGAGGGGAGGGCAGCCUAGCGCUCCGAGGCCGGGCGCUGGGGCCCUGGGCCUCGUGUGGAUCCUGGAGAGUUCCAGAACGUCCCCGUGAAUAAAGCCUGGUGGUGUGACUGA
Messenger RNA from Cervus elaphus (red deer), 787 nucleotides. RefSeq names its product TEN1 subunit of CST complex (gene TEN1). The transcript is spliced from 5 exons. The record is from RefSeq and is a predicted model, not a curated record. Gene Ontology annotation, molecular function: telomerase inhibitor activity; telomeric repeat DNA binding; single-stranded DNA binding. Lineage: Eukaryota; Metazoa; Chordata; Mammalia; Artiodactyla; Cervidae. Gene Ontology annotation, cellular component: CST complex. Bases 196 to 564 code for a protein of 122 amino acids. Gene Ontology annotation, biological process: negative regulation of telomere maintenance via telomerase.